UGUUCGCUAUUCUUGUAUCUGCGAAGCAGUAUGUUGGUUUCCCGAUACAAUGCUGGGUACCUGCAACGUUUACGGAACCAAUGGAGCAGUAUACAGAAAAUUAUUGCUGGGUACAGAAUACAUAUUUUCUACCCCUGCACGAUUAUAUUCCUCAUAAUUAUGCUGAACGAGAAAAUAGGCAAAUUGGAUAUUAUCAGUGGGUACCGUUUGUACUUGCUUUGGAAGCACUCCUUUUUUAUGUACCUACCAUCGUUUGGAGGCUACUCAAUUGGCAGUCAGGCAUCCAUGUGCAAUCAUUGGUGCAAAUGGCAUGCGAUUCACGAUUACUGGAUCUGGAUUCCAGGAAUAAAGCCUUGCAAACAAUUGCCACAAAUGUUGAGGAGGCACUUCAUGUGAAACAUCAAGUGGUUUGUUACUUUCAGCAAGCUGUUGAGUUAUUUCAUGGUGCCGCUGUAACAUUUCUGUACAUUUCGGUGAAAAUCCUUUACACGGUAAAUAUCGUAGGGCAAAUUUUCUUGCUCAAUACAUUUUUGGGCAAUCGUAGCAAAUGGUAUGGAUUACAGGUGUUGAAUGAUUUGAUGAAUGGACGAGAAUGGGAAGAAUCAGGCCAUUUUCCACGUGUCACAUUGUGUGAUUUUGAAGUAAAAGUGCUUGGCAAUGUUCAUCGACAUACAGUGCAAUGCGUUCUCAUGAUCAACAUGUUUAACGAGAAAAUAUUCCUCUUCCUGUGGUUUUGGUAUUUCUUGCUAGCUGGUGCCACAGUUUGCUCUCUUUUAUAUUGGAUAUAUAUUUCCGUUGUCCCUAGCAGGCAGUUGAACUUCGUAGGAAAGUAUCUGACGGGCAUUGAAGGUUACAAAAUGGUUGACAGUCAAUCGUUACGACGUUUCGUAUUUCAUUUCCUCAGACAAGAUGGUGUUUUUUUAUUACGUAUGGUUGCAACACAUGCUGGAGAAUUGUCGUGUUAUGAACUUGCCAAAACUCUAUGGAAUAAAUAUUGUGAUAAUAAGGAAGGGAAAAUGCAUGAUGUAUAG
Molecule: messenger RNA, 1031 nt
Organism: Loa loa (African eye worm)
Lineage: Eukaryota; Metazoa; Nematoda; Chromadorea; Rhabditida; Onchocercidae
Product: innexin unc-9
Exons: 7
Cellular component (GO): gap junction; plasma membrane
Molecular function (GO): gap junction channel activity
Source: RefSeq, a predicted model, not a curated record